Molecule: messenger RNA, 1335 nt
Organism: Acanthisitta chloris (rifleman)
Lineage: Eukaryota; Metazoa; Chordata; Aves; Passeriformes; Acanthisittidae
Gene: RCN2
Product: reticulocalbin 2, EF-hand calcium binding domain
Exons: 5
Cellular component (GO): endoplasmic reticulum
Molecular function (GO): calcium ion binding
Source: RefSeq, a predicted model, not a curated record
AUGAGCUGAGCUCCUGGAUCCAGCAGUCUUUCAAGCAUUAUGUUACACAGGAAGCUAAGCAGCACUUCAGCGACUAUGACAAAGAUGGUGAUGGAUUGGUGUCCUGGAAGGAGUAUAACUUGCAAAUGUAUGACCGUGUCAUUGACUUUGAUGAGAACACUGUCCUGGAGGAUCAAGAAGAAGAAUCAUUUCGACAGGAGAAAAAACGUUUUGAAAAAGCUAAUAGAGAUGAUGUUCCUGCCCUAAAUGUGGAUGAGUAUGUUGCCUUUGAACACCCCGAGGAAGUGGAGUACAUGACGGACUUUGUCAUUCAGGAGGCUUUAGAAGAACAUGAUAAAGAUGGUGAUGGAUUUGUUAGCCUGGAAGAAUUCCUUGGUGAUUACAGAAGAGACCCAACUGCAAAGGAAGAUCCAGAAUGGAUUCUUGUGGAGAAGGAUCGUUUUGUGAAUGACUAUGACAAGGAUCAUGAUGGGAAACUCAACCGUCAAGAGCUGUUGUCGUGGAUAGUGCCCAACAAUCAGGGCAUUGCCCAAGAGGAGGCUCUUCACCUCAUUGAAGAGAUGGAUUUGAAUGGUGAUAAAAAACUCUCCGAAGCAGAAAUUCUGAAGAACCAGGACCUCUUUCUUAACAGUGAAGCAACAGACUAUGGCAGGCAGCUCCACGAUGAGCGUUUCUACCAUGAGGAACUUUAGAUUUAUUUAUUUUGUAAUCUGGUUUUCUUCCCUUUCUUUCAUGUGGAGCUUUUGUCAAAAGCAUCCAUCAGCUGUGUUGCAAGUUUUAUGCUGUAAUUACAGUACACUAAUGUUUUGUGUAAAUAAUUUGCAUUCAGAAUUGGAUUGCCUUCCUGCAGACUUCCUGGGCCUCCUCUGGCCUUCAAAAUGCAUCUGAAAUACUUCCAAAACUCUAGAGCUUUGGGAGAUGAACUCCUUGGGGGGAGAACUGUGUUGUGAAGUUGUUCUGCUGUGCUUGAAGAAAGUGGAAAAUCUAAAUGGCUCUGAAAGGAUGCAAAAUGUAGUAACUGAGACUACUAUUUUUCUAAUCAGUCUAAUUAGGGUGGGGAGUGGGGAAGGUGGGGGAUGUCUAGAGUCAGUAUUAACUGUGGUUUAUUGAAUACCUUGGGAGAAACACUUAGAUCAAUGCCUCAGUUGUGGAAGAGGUUUCUACUUAAUUUUAAACUGUUUCUAUACUGUGUUUUACUGUAUCAUAAAACUUGCUAUUUUUACAUCUAUAGACAGUAAUUGUUUUUAAUGUAGAAUUCUACAGCAUUAGCAAUACAAUGGUAUUUUACCAUGUCAAGAUCCUCUUCAUUUGUUGGAUUAAAACUUCAAAUAUUCU